Jaculus jaculus (lesser Egyptian jerboa) is the source of this 1687-nucleotide messenger RNA. It is a transcript of the gene Fbxl6, whose product is annotated as F-box and leucine rich repeat protein 6. NCBI's taxonomy places the organism in Eukaryota, Metazoa, Chordata, Mammalia, Rodentia, Dipodidae. Gene Ontology annotation, cellular component: SCF ubiquitin ligase complex. Gene Ontology annotation, molecular function: protein binding. The record is from RefSeq and is a predicted model, not a curated record. The coding region runs from base 1 to 1599 and encodes 532 amino acids. The transcript has 9 exons. Gene Ontology annotation, biological process: SCF-dependent proteasomal ubiquitin-dependent protein catabolic process.
AUGGCUCCCGCGGCCUCGCGUCGGUCCCGCCGCCGCGUUCGAAGCUCCGCGCGGCCCGGGACGUGGUCCCGCUCGGCCGAGGACUGGUGGUGGGAACGGCUGGCGCCUCGCGGCUCUGGGUAUCACCUGCUGCAGACGGACAGUAUGCUGCUCGUGAUGCCCGGCCUGGAGCCCUCCCGCGCCCGUCCUCACCGGCGCGCUACCCGCCGCGCCCCUCGGCCGCUGGCUCGUAGCUGUACGGCGACUGCCAAGCUCCGGGCCCGGCCCCGGCCAGAGCCGACGCCAGAGCCGGGCCCCGACGCGGGCUGGGGAGACCGCAUUCCCGUGGAAGUCCUGGUGCAGAUUUUCGAGCUGCUGGUGGCGAGCGACGGGCCCGUGCCAUUCCUUGGCAGGGCUGCGCGAGUGUGCCGCCUCUGGCACGAGGCCUCCUCCCACCCCGCGCUCUGGCACACUGUGACUCUGUCGCCUCCUGUGGUUGGUCGGGCUGCCAAGGGUAGCCUUAAGGCGGAGAAAAAGCUCCUUGCUUCUCUGGAAUGGCUCAUACCCAAUCGGUGCUCACAGCUCCAGAGGCUGACUCUCAUCCAUUGGAAGUCUCAGGUACACGCUGUGUUGAAGCUGGUUAGCAAGUCCUGUCCUCAGCUCACCUUCCUCAAGCUUUCGGACUGCCACAAUGUGACUGCUGAUACUCUGGUCAUGUUAGCCAAAGCCUGCUGCCAUCUCCACAGCCUGGACCUCCAGCAUUCCAUGGUGGAAUCUACAGCUGUGGUGAGCUUUUUGGAGGAGGCAGGACUCCGUAUGCAUAAGCUGUGGUUGACCUACAGUUCCCAAACAACAGCCAUUUUGAGUGCACUGCUGGGCAGUUGCUGUCCCCAGCUCCAGGUCCUGGAGGUGAGCACUGGCAUGAGCUGCAAUAACACUCCUCUGCACCUGCCAGUGGAGGCUCUGCAGAAGGGCUGCCCUCAACUACAGGUGCUGCGGCUAUUGAACCUGAUAUGGCUGCCCAAGCCCUGCGUGCGAGGGGUGGCCCCAGGACCAGGCUUCCCCAGGCUAGAGGAGCUCUGCCUAGCUGGCUCUGUCUGCACCUUUGUGAGCAAUGAUGUCCUAGCCCGCCUACUCCAUGGCUCCCCUAAUCUGCGCCUCCUGGAUCUUCGUGGCUGUUCCCGGGUCACGCCUGCUGGCCUGUGUAGUCUGCCAUGUCAGGAGCUGGAGCAGCUGCACCUGGGCCUCUAUGGCAUAUUGGACUGGCUGACCCCAGUUAAGGAGGGCAGUUCACUGUUGACCCAGAAGUGGCAUCACACCCUGCGGGAACUGGACUUCAGUGGCCAGGCCUUCAGCGAAAAUGACUUGGAGCGGGCCCUUACUGUUUUCUCAGGCAGCACUGGGGUCUUACGCCCAGCCUUGUGUUCUCUCAACCUCAGGGGUACUCGUGUCACACCAAACACAGUCAGUUGUGUGAUUAGCAGCUGUCCAGGCUUGCUCUACCUCAACCUGGAGUCCUGCCGCUGUCUUCCCAGGGGCCUGAAGCGUGUCUAUCGUGGCCUAGAAGAAAUCCACUGGUGUUUGGAGCAGCUGCUAACCAGCCCACCCUCCCCCAGAUAGUCAUCUGGGUUUAGGAACCUACUAGCCCUGCCCCCUUUUUCACUUUGAGAUGUUUGAAUUUUUUGUUACAAUAAAACAUUUUUAGGAA